AUGACCGACAUGGCAUCUCAGCCAGGCCCGGUGAUGGAGUUUCUCGGUCGUGUGGCUUAUGAAUUUGAAAUAAUGCGACCUCUACUUCCAACUUACCUCCAUCUCCUGGUAUCAGCGAUCUUCCCGAUCUACACUGCAGCUCAUGCUUCUUUGGCAAGACCAUCCUCUGCCGCUCCUCCCAAACGCAAGAAAUCUGCCACCAGUGACGAAGAGCACGAGGAAGAUGAAUCCCAGAAAAUCGAGAGUUUGACUCCUUCGGAUGCUAUCCUGUUCCCUCUCCUGGCGGGCGGGACCUUGGCAACCCUCUACUUCAUUCUGAAAUGGCUUCAAGACCCGGCUUGGUUGAACUGGAUUUUGGGAAUCUACUUUUCUCAAAUUGGCUUGUUCUUUGCUGUGAAGUUCUUGAAAGACGUGAUGUCGGUGGCUCGUUCAUUGCUGUUUCCUACUGAAUACUCAAGCAGGGGCCACUUGUGGAAAGUUGAUCAACAAAACCACUGCUUCAAGACGGACAGUGGCCAUAGCAUAGCAACACCAUUCCCGGGAUUUCUUCGAGCCGUCCCACUUCCCACAUUUGUCUUGCAGCACAUUUGGAACUUCAGGGACCUUCUCUACACGAAGGCACGAUUCAAUUUCCAUCUUCAUCGACUGAUCACCGUAAAGGGUCCUGUGGAAAUUCUCGACGUUGCAAGUCUCAUUCUUUCCUGCGCCAUCGUCUAUUAUCAUGGCUUUGUGUCGAAACCCUGGUUCUUGACCAAUUUUCUGGGCUUCUCAUUUUGCUAUGGCUCCCUUCAAUACAUGACACCAACAACUGCGUGGACUGGCACGCUUGUCCUAUGCGCUCUUUUCUUCUAUGACAUCUACUUUGUUUUCUUUACUCCUAUGAUGGUGACAGUAGCCACAAAAUUGGAUGUCCCCAUCAAAUUGCUCUUUCCACGACCGGAUGGGUGUAUCUUUCCCGUUGGGGCUCCCGAGGGUUCAUCUGCGAUGGAAGAAUACCUGCAAUGUCUGGCAGAGACGAGAGCGAUGGCUAUGUUGGGUCUGGGCGAUAUUGUGGUUCCCGGGAUGAUGCUUGCGUUUGCUUUGCGGUUCGACUUGUAUCUCCAUUAUCUGCGACUGGGUGAAGCGGGAAAGAAGCCAAGUAAGGAAGUGCAGGAAAAGGAGAGACCGAAGCCAGUCUAUGUCAGCGCGAAAGGAAGCUGGGGUGAACAAUUGUGGACGAGUUCAAAAUUCUGGUCGACGGAGAUCAAGGCGAAGAAAUUCCUAAAGCCCUAUUUCUACGCCACCAUCGUUGGCUAUCUUGCUGGAAUGAUCACCACGGUUGUCGUGAUGCAGAUUGCAGAGCAUGCUCAACCUGCAUUGUUAUAUCUGGUUCCUGGAGUCUUGCUCUCGCUGUGGGGGACUGCUUUAGUGAAAGGGGAUCUGAAGGCACUUUGGCAGUACAGCGAGCUUCCAGAGGAUGAAGCAAACAAGAAAAGCGAAGGCAAGAAGAGCAGAAAGGAAGGAGCGCAGUCUAACGAGGGCAGCAGAAACGAGGUUCUGGGUAAUGGAGACGUCGAAGUUAAUGGAAGAGAGAUUGAACCUGCGAAGGCGCAGGAAGACGAGACGCAGAGGUCUGCAAGCAAGGACCCCAGGAACGACGACGGUGAGAGAAAAUGCCGUAGACUCGUCUCCUUCUCGAUUACAUUACCAAGCCCGCGUCACGGAGAGGAUACGCCAAGUCCUACCAACGAGGCUUCUCUCAAGGCAAAUACCGCGCAGAUCGAAGGUGAAAUGGAUGGCUUUGUAAGCAAAUAUCGAGAGCAACGAGCAGAUGGGGAGCCUCCAGAGAAGAGAGCAAGAGGGAUAUGA
Molecule: messenger RNA, 1848 nt
Organism: Rhinocladiella mackenziei CBS 650.93
Lineage: Eukaryota; Fungi; Ascomycota; Eurotiomycetes; Chaetothyriales; Herpotrichiellaceae
Exons: 1
Coding region: 1-1848 (615 amino acids)
Biological process (GO): membrane protein proteolysis
Cellular component (GO): cytoplasmic side of endoplasmic reticulum membrane; membrane; lumenal side of endoplasmic reticulum membrane
Molecular function (GO): aspartic endopeptidase activity, intramembrane cleaving
Source: RefSeq, a predicted model, not a curated record